Molecule: messenger RNA, 1138 nt
Organism: Nannospalax galili (Upper Galilee mountains blind mole rat)
Lineage: Eukaryota; Metazoa; Chordata; Mammalia; Rodentia; Spalacidae
Gene: Slmap
Product: sarcolemma associated protein
Exons: 9
Biological process (GO): protein localization to plasma membrane; regulation of membrane depolarization during cardiac muscle cell action potential; regulation of voltage-gated sodium channel activity
Molecular function (GO): protein binding
Source: RefSeq, a predicted model, not a curated record
CUUCCUACCCAAGCGAAGAGGUGUUGAUGUUCAUGGGUUAUGCUUCGACCAUGUGCAGUUUGUUUUAAUUUGAACAUUUUGGGGGGCUAGGGGCAUAGGCUUGUGAAGAGCAUUCCGAACCUGGGGGAGCUCCUCAUUGUCUGGUAGGAGAGACACCCCCAGUCUGUCCUCGAUGCCGUCAGCCUUGGCCAUCUUCACUUGCCGCCCGAACUCGCACCCGUUUCAGGAGCGUCAUGUCUACCUGGACGAGCCCAUCAAGAUCGGCCGCUCGGUGGCACGCUGUCGACCAGCGCAGAAUAAUGCCACCUUUGACUGCAAAGUGCUGUCAAGGAACCAUGCCCUCGUCUGGUUUGAUCACAAGACGAGCAAGUUUUAUCUCCAAGACACUAAAAGUAGUAAUGGCACCUUUAUAAACAGCCAGAGAUUGAGUCGAGGCUCUGAAGAAAGUCCACCAUGUGAAAUUCUUUCUGGUGACAUUAUCCAGUUUGGGGUAGAUGUGACAGAGAAUACACGGAAAGUUACCCAUGGGUGUAUUGUUUCCACAAUAAAACUUUUUCUACCAGAUGGUAUGGAAGCCCGGCUCCGCUCAGAUGUCAUCCAUGCUCCAUUACCAAGUCCUGUUGACAAAGUUGCUGCUAACACUCCAAGUAUGUACUCUCAGGAACUAUUCCAACUUUCUCAGAAUCUACAGGAGGCCUUACAUCGGGAACAGAUGUUGGAACAGAAGCUAGCCACACUUCAGCGGCUACUAGCCAUCACCCAAGAGGCUUCAGAUACCAGUUGGCAGGCUUUAAUAGAUGAAGAUAGACUCUUAUCACGGUUAGAAGUUAUGGGAAACCAAUUACAGGCAUGCUCCAAAAAUCAAACAGAAGAUAGUUUACGGAAAGAAUUCAUAGCAUUACAGGAAGAUAAACACAACUAUGAGACCACAGCCAAAGAGUCCCUGAGGCGGGUUCUUCAGGAGAAAAUUGAAGUGGUUAGAAAACUUUCAGAAGUUGAGCGCAGUCUGAGUAAUACUGAAGAUGAAUGUACCCACCUGAAAGAAAUGAAUGAGCGGACUCAGGAAGAACUAAGAGAAUUGGCCAAUAAAUAUAAUGGAGCAGUUAAUGAAAUUAAAGAUUUAUCUGAUAAAUUAAAG